Messenger RNA from Syngnathus acus (greater pipefish), 1988 nucleotides. RefSeq names its product farnesyltransferase, CAAX box, alpha (gene fnta). Gene Ontology annotation, cellular component: protein farnesyltransferase complex; CAAX-protein geranylgeranyltransferase complex; cytoplasm. Gene Ontology annotation, molecular function: CAAX-protein geranylgeranyltransferase activity; protein farnesyltransferase activity. Lineage: Eukaryota; Metazoa; Chordata; Actinopteri; Syngnathiformes; Syngnathidae. The transcript is spliced from 9 exons. The record is from RefSeq and is a predicted model, not a curated record. Gene Ontology annotation, biological process: protein geranylgeranylation; protein farnesylation. Bases 59 to 1165 code for a protein of 368 amino acids.
AUUGCGUAGUCGCUGUUCCUUCCCCAAGCAUUGUGAUUGACAAGCUAACAAGUUAGCAAUGUCGGGGAUUGAGGAUUAUUCCAACGAUUCUGUGACAUUCAAGGAUGAUAACGAGUUUAAUGUAGAGGCAGGAGACCACGUUGACGAUGAAUUUGAUAUUCAUCGAUAUACUUUUUACAGAGACAGGAAAGAGUGGGCUGACUUGGAACCUGUUCCUCAAGAUGAUGGACCAAACCCUGUUGUCAAGAUUGCUUAUUCCGAAAAGUUCUCAGAUGUUUUUGACUAUUUCCGUGCCCUGCUGAAGAAUGACGAAAAGAGUGAACGAGCUUUCGCCUUGACAGCAGACGCGAUUGAGCUGAACGCUGCAAACUACACAGUGUGGCACUACAGGCGGGUACUAUUACAAGCGUUGUCAAAGGAUCUGAGGGAGGAAAUGAGGUACAUUACAGCCAUCAUUGAAGAUCAACCUAAAAACUACCAAGUUUGGCAUCACAGACGUAUAGUGGUCGAGUGGUUGAAUGAUCCCUCAGAGGAGCUGGAGUUCAUUGCAGACAUCCUCAGCCAAGAUGCAAAGAACUACCAUGCCUGGCAGCACAGACAGUGGGUCAUCCAGGAGUAUAAACUGUGGGACAACGAGUUGGAGUUUGUGGAAAAUCUCUUGGAUGAAGAUGUGAGGAAUAAUUCUGCUUGGAACCAGAGACAUUUUGUCAUCACACACACGACAGGGUUCUCAGAUCAAGUCAUUCUCGAGAGAGAGAUUGAAUACUGUCUGACCCAGAUCAAAAAGGCCCCCCACAAUGAAAGUGCGUGGAACUAUUUGAAAGGGAUGCUUCAAGACAGAGGUUUAUCGUCCCAGCCCGGGCUGCUUGAGAAAGUCCUGGUGCUAAAGGAGACGCGUUCUUCAUCUUACCUUCUCGCAUUUCUCUUUGAUUGCUACGAGGAUGCUUUGGAGAACGGCAGUCAGAAAGGACAAUCGGAGGAAGACCGAGUGGACACUUUAAAAAGCGCUCUGGAAAUUUGUGAACUGUUAGCCGAGGAGAAGGACACCAUCCGCAAGGAGUAUUGGCUGUUUUUGGGACGCUCUUUAAAGAACAAAUACGGAUCAAGUGAGCCAGUUGACGCUGAACUUCCGUCCCUGGCGGCUGAGCAGCAGGAGAUGAACUAGAUGCCCGAGUCCCACUCCACUCCCAUUCAUUUUCACUGUACUUUGUUGUUGUGUGUAUUGCCACUUCCCCCCCCCCCAACAAGUGUUACAGUUGGUCAAGGAGGGAAAGGAAUGAGAACGAUGGAUUAGAUACAAAGCAGAUAUGUGUAAAGUCCUUCCUUCAAAAUUCUGCACAGUCAAGCUUCAUUCAUGUAGUUCUUUUUUUCAUUUGGCUGUUGUUGGUGCACUUUUUAAAAAAAAAAACAAAUUAAAUUCUGUUCAAGUGACAUGUUACUUAAAUCCAUUGUCUCACUUCUUUCCGUUCUUUGCUGGUUCAGUAAAAAGAAGGUAAGGCAGCUUUAUCUGAACACUAUUUGUUCUGCUUGCUCCUCUGAGUCGUGCCCAUGCGGCAAAAGUAACCCUCACAAACACAUUAGUACUCAGCAACAUGCCCCAAACGCUAAAUCGAUUGACUUGACUUCAUCCAGCUGUUUUCUUCAUUUCAACGUGUGCUCCCCCUCUGGUUUUGAACUGAAUACAGCAGACUGCGUGCUUGCUACAACAGCACUCCUGCUUCUUGGCUCAUUUGUACACAUCGUCAGCAUUUACAUAGAAUUACCAGAUGGUGUGCUGACCUGUGAAAAAUCGCUUUUGUACGACAAACCAGGUAGUAACUGUUCACUUAAAAGUAUUUGGUGUUUAAUAAAGCAGCCGGAUCAACUUCAUCUUUAUGUGGGGACAUGAAGCAUCAACGUGUGUGCUGACAGCGCUCUCUGCUGGUUGAAUGUUGAAGGCUUGCUGUAUAAUUGAAACGCUGUACAAAAUAAACCGAAGUGAGACUUUA